Molecule: messenger RNA, 10940 nt
Organism: Saprolegnia parasitica CBS 223.65
Lineage: Eukaryota; Oomycota; Saprolegniomycetes; Saprolegniales; Saprolegniaceae
Exons: 20
Coding region: 1-10920 (3639 amino acids)
Biological process (GO): double-strand break repair via nonhomologous end joining; telomere maintenance
Cellular component (GO): nucleus
Molecular function (GO): protein binding; DNA-dependent protein kinase activity
Source: RefSeq, a predicted model, not a curated record
AUGAGCUCCGAGGCCGCGCUCCUAAAGGACGUGACACGGGCGCUCGCGCAGCUACGCGACGUCGCUAGCGCCGAGCACAUGGACAAAGAUGCGAUCGAGGGUAGCGUCUCGGUGCUCUUCCGGCGGACGUCGGCGUGCGUGGCGGCGUCGCGGUCGGCGGCUGAGCUCUGCUGCAGCGCGCUCUUCCAGCAGGCGUCGACCUCGGACGAUGCCGCCGACGACACGAGCCUUCUCGCGCUGCUCCAAGACACGAAGCAGUCGACACAGGCCUUCUUCUACGUCCUCGACUACCUCAGCACGUUCCUCAAGAAAUUCCAUCUGGACGUGCGCGCGGCGAUCGUGCCGUACUUGGCGCCUCUCGUGACGACGUGCCGGGUCCUCUUGACAGGCGCACUGCCCUCCAAGACACGCUGCGCCGCGUCGGAUCUCGCCAAGUACAUCAUCAAGCACUACCCACGCAGCCUUGGCCCCGCCGAGUGCCAGCUCCACGCGCUGACGUCGCUGCUCUUGGCCGAGCUCAGCGCGACCAAGUGCACGCAGUCGGCCAAAGGCGCCUUUCUCGAGCUUCUCGGUGCGCUCUUGGCGCAGUUUGCAAGCGAUAUGCACACGUACGUUCCCACGCUGCGUCACUGGAUCGAAGCCGCGCUGGAGAAGCAAUUUACGAGCUCGUCGCCAGAAAUGACGCUCAUCAGUGGCUGCUUUGUGUGUUUAAACCAGCUUCUGCGCGUCGAUCCCGUCAUGACUGUGCACCAGCGCGACCAGCUCUUCACGUACAUCCAGCGGACACUGGCGACGACGAUGGCGGGGUCCCUCACACGCCUGACGUUUGUCAAGUCGUGCCUCACGCUGCUUCGGUUCCACGCGUCGAGCUUUGAGGCCAACUUGGCGGCCGAUCCGUUCGCGCUCUACACGGGCCUGCGGUUUUGCUGUGCCCAUAGUAACAAGACGAUUCGCAAGCCCGGCUACGACGCUCUCCCCAACGUCCUCGAGACGAUCGCCCGGGCUCUAAGCGAUGCCAGCACGACGCCCGAGCCACUUCGGAAGCGAUAUUUUCAGCGCUUCUUGAAGGACUUUCUUUCGGGCUUGAACGACGCGACGAGCUUGGACGCACCGUGCUUGGCGCUGACCGGGCUGGCGGCGUUCGCGCAUAUUCUGCGCCUCUUUCUGGACGAGAAUGCUCAGCGCAAGAUCCACACCCGGCUCCUCAAGUACGGCGAAGACGUCCUCGCACUCCGCGACUCGCUCGGCUCGAAAUGGCUGCUCUUGUGCCAGUACACGCUCUGCUUUGGGCGGUUCGCGACCGAGACCGAAACACUCGAUGUCACGGUCGCGUCGUUUGCGACCGACUUGGGCUGUCGCGUGCUGGAUUUGUACCCGCACGCGGCCGUGUAUACAAAGUUCCGGGCCGAACUCGCGCUCCUCUCGCUCUUUACCGGGUUUCCGCAGAGCGUCUCGGCCGUCGUCCGCCACGGCAUGCUGCUCGUCGUGUCGCAUCAAGUCGUCGUCACCGAGACGACGCUGUUGUACCACCCUGAGACGGGCGCGCCAGACACGCGGCUGCUCUUCGUGUACGAAGCCCUCUGGAAGAAUGUCGCCAAGAAAAACAACCAUAUCUUCGACGCGUCGAUGCUGGCGCUUUUGUCGCUUCUUGAGCACUUGGACGUGCGCUAUGAGACGUCGGCGACCGAGGACAACGUGAACAGCGAGACAUCGUACCAGCCGAUCGUGCCGCGCGACCACACGAUUUUACUCAACUUGACCGAGCCCAACUUGACCGAGUUUGCCGAGCGCUGGCUCGCCGAGGCACACGCGGCGGCGGCGUUCGCGUCCUGGGUGCCUCUCUAUCUGCAGUGGAUCGUCGAUGUGGCCGGCGCGUCGCCGCUCGUCUCGGCCGUCUACCGGCUCGGGCGUCUUUGCGGCCUCGCCAUCACGGCACUUGGGUCUAGCACCGUGGCCGUCGCGAGCAUCCGUGACGUCUACAGUCGAUUCAUCUCGGACCUGGUGGUCGCCCUGGAGCACUACCAGGACGAGCUCCUCCUCUCGGCAUGCCUCUGCGUCCUCGCGACACCGAUCGAGUGGGCCGACGACGCGCAAAUCGUGCGCGCGCUACAAAAAGCGCUUGUGCUCGGAUUGCAGCAUGCGCCGACCGCUGCGAUCGCCAUGGACGUGCUCGAAACCUGGCAGGCGUCGCGGCGCCUCGAACACGCGUAUCCGGCGCUGCUGCCGCUUCUCGGACCGUACUUGGAAGCCAAUGGGCUGCCGCUCCAGCGCCGGCUCCUCCGCUGGCUUGGUUCGCUCGGUGGCCACGCGCGCUUUGUGCUACCGACGACAACUAAGUCGACCGCAGCGGCACCGCUGCUCGCGCCAUUGGAGCUCUCGCUGGGCGUCUCGGCGCUGCAGCUGCGCGUCUCGCUCUCGAAGCUCUUGCAGCCGCUCAUCGACCUCGCCCUGCAUGCGAUGGACCGUCCGACGAAAGCCGCGGCCGCCGAAGCACUACACGCGAUGGCGCUUCUCCUCUGCGGGAAGACAGCGACCUUGCCACACACCAAGAGCCACCGUAGCGAGAAGACGGUCUUCUUUGGUCAUUGGCAGCUGCUCUUGCCCGUCGUCGUGUCCCUCGCCUCGGACGCAGACAGCGUCAUCCGCGCGCUCUUCUCGACCCUUCUCUUCCAGCUCGUGCGCUGGUUCAGCGGCGUCGCCGAGCUCUACCCGUUUGAAGUGCAGUCGUUUUUGAACGCGCUGUUUCGCGCGCUCACCAACGUUGACGGCGGCGGCCGUGAAUUGGCCGCGCAGGCGAUCGCGAGCUUUCUCAAGUACGCAGCCAAGCAGCCCGCGACGUCGCUCGUCUCGGCGAGCGCUCUCUUUGACCAGCUCUUCGCCCUCUGCGGCCACCCCGGCGUGACGCACCGGCUUGGCGCUGCGCUCGCGGUCGAGCAUAUGUACCGCGACUUUCGCGAAGAUGACGCGCUCGUGCAGACGUUUGCCUUGCCGUGGACCAAGCACUUGCUGCUCGCGCUGAAGCGCCAAGACAACGGCCUUGACGCGACGCACGUGACGACGACGCCUCUCCUGCGCGCGAUCGACCACUUGGAAAAGAUCGUCGUGCGCAGCAGCACGCUGCUAUCUGCGCCACGUAAUGGCGACGCCGAGUGCGCCAGUCUCGCGCAGUUUGUGACGUGGCUGUUUCAGCAGAGUGCGAGCCCGCAAGCGGCAUUCCGGGACCGCUGCCAACGCCUCUUUAUGGUGCUCUCGCGCGCCAAUGGCACUGGCUCUCGCGCGUGGCUACAGCAGUACCUGGACACGCAUGCCGGCGUCGUCGAUACGGUCGUUGCACCGACCGAGCUCAUCGCUGCCGCCGAUCCCGAUGUCUGGUGCGACAAUCUCGCGGCGCCGACCGAGGCCGUGGCGUGGCUCGCAGCACCGACGCUCAACAACCAAAGCCUCUUGCCCGAUUCUGCGUGGGCAGCACCAAAGAAGAAGCGCCCGGCCGACGGCGACGAGAGCGUCGAGCAGCCAACUCGCCUCUGGGCAGCCGUCAAGCGGUUCGUCGACGAUGCCGGCUAUACGGGGUCGCCGGCCGCGCGGUCGCGCGCGUGGCGUGGCCUCUGCCGCCUCCUCGUGGUGCUCGUCGAGCACAAAGCUGUCGUGCCGACGCUAGCCGAGCAGUGGACUCGCACCAACUUGAGUGCGCGGGUCAUGCAUUUGCUCGUCUUGUCGCGCCUCGACCCAGCGGCCGUCGGCAUGGAACCGCUCUCGCGUGAUGCCGAAUCCGUGUGGGCGGCCUUGAGCGCCGCGUUCUUGCGCGAUCUGGCGUCGUCGAUUGCGUUCCGGUCUGUCGUGAAUCGGCUCCUCCAUCACGACGAGACGUACGCCCGAGGCCGCGUCAUGGCGAUGGCGCCGUCGCUGGCCAACGGUGUCUGCGCACUCUACCAGCGGUUGCACGCGCUGCGGUACUGGAGCGGUCUCGACGACGAAGCGUCGAUUAUCGCGGCCGAGCUCGGCGACCGUGCGCUAGCGUACUUUCUCCAGAGCCAACGGGAGCGGUCGCCCAUGACGGACCACGUCGCGUUGCACGUUCUCGAGACAGCGGUCGUUCUCGGGUGGGAUCUUCCGGGGCACCUCUUGGGCGAGACGACGCAGCAUCUAACCGCGCUGUCGCUCCCACGCCUGCAGCACCUCGUCGUCGCCCAUGCGCCGCUCUGGCUGGCGCUCACACUACGCACCCUCGUUCAUGUGCAGACGCAUCCGUCCUCGUGCCGCUGCUGGACAUGCUCUUGGCGGCUCGCGCGCCGACGAAAGCCGAAAUUGCCGCCGUCCGAUGGGACACUGCUCAGUGUGCUCGCGACGUUCCUAUCCCGUCUCGAUGGUCAGAUUGCCGACGCAUCGGCCGACUUGGCCGCCCGUGUGCACGCAUCGCUGACGUCAACGUCGACACCCGCCCCGUUCAAAACCGGGGUCUUGCACCUCGUCCCGGGCCUGGCGCGCCACGAUCGUGCGACGGCCACGACGAUGGCGGACGCGCUGCAUCACCUCGUGGUCCACGACCUCCCGCUCGUUUCGAGUGACGUGACCAAAGGCACGCUGGCCUACGACACUUACUCUGCACUCUUUUCUGCCGUCUUGUCGGCGUGCAGCGAGAGCCAUCGCGUGGCGCUGCUGCCGCCGCUGUACCCAAGUUUGAAGGAAGGCAAAUCGCACACGCUUUAUGCCGAUGUCCAACACGCCUUGGCUCACUUUGUCGCGUCGAUUCCGCUCGACGAUGUAAGCGCCACGAGCAUGGACUCGCUGCAUAUCCUCUUUGACGGGAGCGUCGAAGAGAGCGUGCGCUGGCGGGUCUUCUUGGACGUCACGCGGCCGCUCUUGCGUCGGCUGCCGGCUCCGGACGCCUUUUUCGUGCGCACGUUCCAAGGAGCGAGCGUUGUAGCGACACUCAUGCAGUCGCUCGACCGCCCCGAGACGUUUCUUCAGCGCGUCUCGCUGGGUCUUCUCGAGUGCUUGUACGACAUGGUACCGCCCGAGCGUAUUCGGUCGCACGUGAACGAGGCGUUCCUGCCAAUCGGCACGAAGAAUGGGAAGGGCAACGAGCUCACGAUGCGGCUGUGCAAGGCGGCGUCGACCAAGAUUGGGUCAACGGAGGUCGCCAUCGCUGCGUACCGGUGUCUGCUCAUGACGGUGCGCAAGACGCAGACGCAAGAGAAGUUUUACACUCAGCUGCUCUUCCCCGACACGAUGUGGAGUACGAUUCUCGCGGGCGCGGUGUUUGAGCUGACGACCGAGACGAACUGGAAGACCACGACGCGGCGAGAGGCGCUGACGACGACGCUGCAGCUCGGUGGCGCGUCGCUCUCGAGCCAGUUUCUGGAAGGCAGCAGUCUGAGCCAGACCCCCGAGACAUCAGUCUCCGUGCCGACCGAAGCACCACCACCGAUGGAUGCCGACCUGGACCUCGAACACGAUGUGGUCAACGCGCAUCCGUGCAUGCAGCCCCUUCUGCAGACGCUGGUGACGAUCGAGACGCUGUUUCAAAGCACGUGGUCGUCGUCCGUCGCACCCGCCUGGAUGGAGAAGCUUCGGACGCAGCUCCAGUUUUCUGAUGCGCUGCCCGUUCGGACGUUCAUUCUCAAGCUCGUGCUCAAUCGACCCCGCCUCUUUGCACCGUACGCCGCGGCCUGGCUCGGUCCCAUGACGGACGCGGCGAUAUCGCUGCCGCACACGGAUCAGUUUCACUACCUCUUGCGCGACGUGUGCCAUUUGCUGCUGAGUCCAGUGACCGACGACGCAACGCUGGGGCUAUGGACGACCGCGGCGCGCGCGCAUGCCUCCGACAUGUCGUCUUUUGUGAACCACUUGGUGCGCGUCAGCGUGCAUGCAUCCGCGUGGAUCUUACGCGACAACUUGUACCUGAUCGAGACUGCGCUUCGGACGUGGUCGUGCUAUGCUAUCGAUGUGCACACGAUUCUCUCGUACUUGACGGACGAGACUGGCGAGACCAAGGCGGUGGCGGCCAAGCACACGACGGGCCUCCACCUGACGGCGAUGCUCGUGUCGAUCGGGUUUCUCGAAGCGGCGCCGAACAUCCACUACCAAGCGGUGGUUCGAAGCGCCCACUUGUCGCUCGAAGAUGCGCUUCUGACGCGCAUCUCGGGGACCCACAAGGCGACGCCGGCGCUCGCUGCGGACGUGGCCGGACGACUGCUCCAUGCGCUGCCGUCCAUUGACUUGGAAGAGAAGGUCCAGCACCUGCUUGUACAGUGUUUUCAGAACGACGACAAGCCGAACCGGUGUCUCAUGGUCCUCAAGCAGCUCUCGGCGCACGUACCGUCGCUCGUACUCGACGAGGCGUGGCUGCACCGGCUCCAGUCCAUCCUGCCGCGCGUGUGGUCGAUCGACGCGCUGGCCUGCGACGCGCUCGACAUUCUCGUGCAUGCACUGCAAAGUACCAAGCUCCACGCCAACGAUGUGUUCUUCUUGCUUCGCCCGUCGCUGCCAAAAGUACUUGGGCACCGGUCGCCGCUCGUGACGCAGCGCGCGCUGGCCUUUCUCAUCGGUCUCUGGCCCGACUUGCCGGACGAGAGUCGAGCCGUGGUCGUGCACAGCGCGGACGCGAGCGUGCUGCGCAUGCACUUUGACGACGACGAGACGCGCCGUCAAUGGUUUGAGUUUCUCAUGUCGUCCGGCUACAGCCAUGUCCAUAGCGUCCAAUCAAUCCUCCUUCGCGGGCUCACGGAUGCCAACGAGUGCAUUCGGUCGGCGUGCGUCGGGUUUUGGGCGGCGCAGCUGCCAUCUGGCCACGAUCGCUUGCUGGCACUGGCGUCGGCGAAGUUUCAAUGCGGCGACAACUGGGUGCGCUACGUGCCGACGCUGUGGCUGCAAUCGAUCGAGAACGGGGCCAAUAAGCUCUUUGACGCGCCAUUGAGUGCGUCGGUCGUGUUUGAGCCCAUGCGCAUUGACACGGCGUGGGCCGCGCGGACCCAAGGAAGCCUCACGCCGCUCUUCUCCCAGGACGCGCUUACUCUCCAAAGCCAACCGGUUCUGGAGCAGCAAGCACGCCUGGUCAAGGCGACGCAAGAGCGAGCGUGGUCUCAGACGCAGUCGCAGCAGUACGUGCCGUCCACCGCGUACGCGGUUACCCACGGUAGCGUGACCAAGCGCUUCUCAGCGGCGGCACGAGCCUCGUCCGACUCGGCGCUCUCGACGUCGGUCAAGGACAAGCUCUUCUUUACGCUCCACGCCAGCCGCAUCAAGCAAUUUGCCUCGGCGCAAAAGCGCGCUCAAGUCCACCAAGGUGCUGACGUUCCCCUGUACCGAAGCUACCGCGCGGGCGAGCUGCCCGACAUUGAAAUUGCGCGGUCGGACGUUCUUCGACCCCUUCUCGCAGUUGCAGAGCUCCAUGCCCAGACGGCGACGCUGCUGCUGUGUGCGCUGCUGACAGCGUUUCUUGAGCACAUGCCGGCGACGUACGCGACCGACUUGGCCACCCAUUUGACGGGUCUUUUGGCCGCCUCGCCCGACAAGGCGGUGCUUGUCGCGAGCGUCCAAGAGUGCCUCUUGACGCUGGUCGCGGGUGGCGGGAUCGAUCCCACGAUCGUUGGUGCCGCCAGCGUCGCCUCUCUCAACGUCGUGACGGGCCAGCUCCUUCUGGAAGAGCUCGUGCUGCAGUCGCCGACGCCGUCGGCGUGGACGGAGCUCCAGCAUGUGCUCCAAGUAGUCGAGAACGAACCGCUGCGCAUGGCCGUGGCGGACGUUCUCGGCGCGAUCAAGCUCUACGACGAGGCCGAAGCCAAGCUCCAAGCCAAUGUCGCGUCGUGCUCGCCCAUGGAGCGGCAACGCUGGGCGACGGAGCGCAUGAGCUGCAUUGCGCAACUCAACAAGUGGGACGCGCUCACGUCCGAGCUCGUUCUGGAUGAUGUGUGGUCGCUGCCCGAACCGUUCCGCGGCCAGCAAGUGCGUCAUCUCGUCAUGGCAUAUGGCGCGACGGACCAAGCCGAGACGCUACUGACGCACAUGACGCCGGAGCGCGUCUCGGACGUCACGCGAACGUGUCCGGAGCUCUUUGGCUUUUUACAGCUGCAGGGCCCACGACCACAGGACGCGAUGGCGACCGUCGAGCACUUCUUCGCCGAGUGCGUGGCGCAGUGGACGAGCUUGCCGACGUGUUACCGCCUGCGCCAGUUGCAACGACUGCCGCUCAUCGUGCAUCUCGAGUCCCUCUUGUGCGUGCACGCAGCGAAGGACAUUGCUCCGUGCUUGAACCAGUGGGCCGCCGUGACGCCGCGGCUCCAAGACGAUGCGCUCUCCGUGUGGUCGGCGUACUACUGGAGUCGCACGCUCGGGUACGAGCGGUUGACCGACUUGGGCGGCGAGUGGGGCGGGCUUCCCGACUUGACCCAUGCGAUUGCGACCCUUCGCGUGCAGGACAUGCUCACGUAUGCGCACGCGGCGGUCUCGAGCAACGUGCUGGCACUCGCGUCGCGGCUCCUCAGCGACUACCGGCAGACGUGCACGAGCGCGCAGCUGCCCAAGCUGAGCGUCUACAUGGUGCAGGUGUACGUCGCGCAGGUCUCCAAGCUCGCCACGCGCACGUUGCAGCAGUCGCUACUGCAGCCACCGACUGCCCGCGCGAAAGGCCUGGCCCAAGUCGCGCAGUACUAUGUCUCGAUGCUGCGGCUGUUUGAGAACGACGAAGUCGCCGCGCUCCUACCAACAAUGCCCAUUGAUGUGCAGCGGGACGUCCGAGGUCUCCACGUGCACGCACUCGCGUCCGCGUCGAGCUUCCACCAGCAGCAUGCUGAUGCAGCCCUCGGCCGGCAGUGGGCGCUGGACGCCCUUGAGCGCUUUGACGCGGACCAGCUCCCCGGCGCGCUCUCGUCCAUGCACGGCCCCUUCCUCUCGUUUCUGGACAAGUGGGUCGAACAUGCGCCUACGGACCUUCGCCUCGGUCGGUCGUUUGUGACAAGUGUGCUCCACGGCAUGGCGAUGGCCGACGAGAUGAGUGCCAAGUAUCUUCCCCGCGUCCUCGAUCUCGUCAAAGCCCGAGGCGAGUUGCUGCCGCUUGUCACCGAGAAGAUGGCGCACGUUCCAAUGUGGACGUGUCUGCACUGGUCGGCGCAGAUCGUUGCGCUUCUACAGACGGACCCGACGCCGUUCAACGAGUUGAUUCGAAGCCUCCUCGAAAAGUUGGCCACCGAGUACCCGCGCGCGCUCUACUUUGACUUUGCCCUCACGUCCGAGUCGAUGGCGCUGGGCCCUCGCUUUGAUACUCUGCGCGCGCUGCUCAAGGAUGCGUCCAUGGAUCAGUUUGUGGCGGCGCUGAACGGGUUGCACCACCCCGAGAUUCGGUUCAAGGAAGGUGUGCGGCAAUUGCUGGACGCGAUCGAGACGCAGCCACCGGCGGUGGUGACGACGCUGGCGAAAGCACUGGUUGCCAACGUGCUGGACGGGAACGGCGACGUCCUUGGGCACUCGAACGUCGGCGCCUACAACCGGUCGUGGGCCAAGACGCACCGCAAGAGUGUCGAGGCCUUUCUGGCCAAACCCACAAAAGCGUCGCUGACGCAAGCGCGGGCGUGGAUCGCAAGCAACUUUCAAGUCAUACCUGGCAAGUACGGCAUUGACCGCCAGUGGAAAGCCAAGGUUGCCGACUUUUCCGAGUGGCUCAGCCGCUUGGACCCGACCAAGACGCGCCUUGAGCUCCCGGGCCAGUACACGUCCCGCUGGGCCAAGCCCGAGCCGACGGCGCAUGCGACCAUUUUGAGCUGCGACCCGCAGCUACUCGUGCUCGCGUCCAAGCAGCUGCCCAAGCGCAUCACGUUCCACGCGAGCAACGGCGCGUCGUACCAGUUUCUCGUCAAGGGCGGCGAAGACUUGCGGCUGGACCAGCGCAUUGAGCAGCUGUUUGAGGUCAUGAGCACCAUCUUGCAGUCGCACCCGUCGUGCCAGCGCCGAAACGACUUGGCGAUCCGAACCUACAAGGUCGUGCCCAUGACGACGCGCAUCGGGCUCGUCGAGUGGCUCGGCAACACGACAACGCUCAAGACGAGAUGCAGCUGGCAUCCAGCGCCAAGCGCGCCACGAGCUUCCACCUCCUCAGCUCUCCGUCGGGCGAAAAGUACGAGGCCUUUUGGACCAAGCAGCAGAAAAGCAAGCUUCCACGACGUCGUCCCAGCGUUUGAAGCUGCGCAAGCCCUCUUGCCACCGAGCCUCUUUCGCCGGCGACUGCUUCGGAUGGCGUCGUCGCCCGAUGCGUUCUUUACACUGCGCAGCACGUUUCAAGGAACGCUCGCGGCCUUCAACGGUGCCUCGUACAUCCUCGGCAUUGGCGACCGGCACUUGGACAAUUUUUUGCUCGACACGACCAACGGAAGCGUGAUUGGCAUCGAUUUUGGCAUCAGCUUUGGCGCCGGCGCGAGCUUGCUGCCCGUGCCCGAGCUGAUACCGUUCCGCUUCACGCGCCAAAUGGAAGGGGUGAGCGCACCGUACGACGGUCGCCACCUCUUGCAGAUGGACCUCGCCGUCGUCCUGGAGGCGUUGCGCGAGAACCAGUCGCACAUCGACAGCGUCAUGAACGUCUUCUUGCACGAGCCGCUCCUCGAGUGGCAAGCGAUGCCGAAGAAGACGCAGAAGAAGGAGCGCAAGGCGGCGGCGGCACCACAGGAAGAGGAGGCGGUCAACUUGGCCACGACCAAGAUGCGCUUGGCCCGCGACAAGCUGCUGGGAAAGCCGCCGCGCGCGAUCGUUGCCGACGAAGUUCGGCUCAACCCGCAUGUGGCACCGGUGCGCGCAGCGUUCGAGAAGCUCUUGGCGUGUGAGAAUCCGCACGCGCUCUUGUCGCCGCUCGACCAGGCGCAGGCACUCAUCGAGCUCGCGACCGACCCCAACAUCCUCGGCCGCACGUUCCAUGGCUGGAGUCCGUGGGCCUAGUCCAGCUCGUCACCAUGCAG